AUGGAUGACCUGGACGGCACAGCAUCAAAUGAUAUCCCCGAGUCGAGCCAUGACCAGCUUCUUUUCGACGCUCUCCCUGCCCUCCCCAGCUCGCCGCCGGAAGGUAUCUUCCAGGAUGGCCAACUCGAACCGGUCCACUGCCUCGCACCGGCUUUUGACACCGGUCAGAGCAAUGCCAUCGAGCAACUUGUUGCAUUAAAGGCUACGCUGCGGGAUGCCGACAGCGAAACGUUCUGGACCCGUCUGAUGGAAGGGCUAACCGCCAUAUGCCAUGCUCAGUGUGCAUUUGUGGCAAUCGAUAAUCACACUAGUGAAGAAGACACCGACGUUGAGAUGCUGUCUCUGGACGAGCGUAGCUCGUCCUUGCUUGGUGUGGUCGUCCAUUACAACAACGGCAAAGGGCUUCAGGCCACCCAUAGAGAUUACAAAUAUCUGGCGUGGGAGUUUCCAUGCACCGCAAUGAAUCAUGACAAGGUCUGCCUGGUGCCGGAAGGGUUAGCUUCUAUCCUAGGCAAAGAUGCCGAUCGACUGCCCUUUCCUGUCGAAGCAUAUCUGGCGGUCCCCAUAUCCUCGCCUGGCAAAUGUUCCGCUCAUGUUGGGCUGUUAUGGACAACAGAGGGGCUGGAAAGUCUGGACAUAUCGUGGCCCUACCUGGAAAUGAUCCUACGUUCUCUAGAAGAUUUGAUCCUUCAGCGUAUCACUUUUGGCGACAAUAACAAAAAAUCGUCCCAAGUCCGAAGGUGGGAGGAACUUGAUAAAAGGCUGCAGGGAAAGCCGUCGAAAACGACUAUGAAUCAGAAUGCCUUUAUGGUCGCCCCAGCCUUUAAGCCGUAUGCUAGGAGCUUAUCGCAUGAACUGCGAACUCCCAUGCAAGGCGUUGUUGGUAUGCUGGAUAUCAUGCACGCGACUGUUCAAGAGAGAAUUGAAAAUGCGCUAGAGUCUCAUCUGCUUUCGGUGUUUACCGAAUUUCGGGACAAUAUCGAAGCAGUUCAAGAUAGCGCUAGACGAGCCAUCGAGGCAGCUGAUAACAUUGUUCAUGCAUAUAACCUGAAUAUGCAAGUCCCAGAUACUCCCCAAAAUCCUGCGGAUGAAGAAAUGCAAAGCGCCUCUUUCCGCUCUAGCAAUGAAACUCUUGACAACCGUCCGAAUAUAUUUAUCGACGGCAGCAACAUCAUGGUCAAUCCCUACAAACGCAGAAGAAGCACCCCGAUGGACUGGCAAUCCUCGUCAUCCCCGAAGCACCGAUGCACCACAUCGGUUCGCAGGGGAAUCUCCCCCCGCACUGCAGAAUUGAAAGCUGCUAUUGAGGAGGGUGAUAAAAUCGUACGCUCUACUUCACACGGGGAAGUGGGAGACUCCGUCUUUGAUGUACCCCAUCAAUCAUUGGGUGGUCGCGAAACCUCGUCAUCUCGCCCUCCUCGCACGGUGUUCCCUCCGAUGGUCUUGCAUGACACCAAGAUUCGAGCACUACUUCGUUUCGUGAUCAAUGAGUCGCUUCAAGUAGGCGGUCGUCCGGACUCAGCUAGUGCUGAGUCCACCGAAUAUGGAGAAAGAAUCGAAGUACGGACAUCGGGUCGCAAUGGCCAAAUCUCUACGAAAUACAUAGACUGGUGGGUAGACCCUUCGGUUCCAGAGAGCCUAUGUGUCGAUGAAAAGGACCUUACGAAACUCGUCUCUUGCGUGUUCUUGAAUGCCCUUAAGUUCACCGAGGAUGGAGAAAUAACCGUUACCGCUACUGUUGGCGGAAAACCUUCGUGCGUUUUGAUCAAUGUUCAGGAUACAGGCACGGGGAUACCCGAUGACUUUCUGCCAAAACUAUUUAAGCCAUGGGCGCGGGAAGAUGGUUCCACCACGCGAAGUAAAGAAGGCCUUGGAUUAGGCUUGAUGGUCGCGAAGGGGUUGUCACGAAAGCUUUCUGGGGAUCUGAUAUGUGUCCGUUCGUCGACGAAGGAGCCAAAUCGCGGGUCGGAGUUUCAGAUUAGACUCCCCUUGUCCCCAAAUGAUAGUGUUAGCCGGCCGCCAACGCCUUACACGAGCAGUUCUACUCCCAAGACCGAUGGUACUCAUAGCACCCCUGUUGAUCAACCCAAGACGAUAACGAAUGGGGAAGCUUCGUCACCUCUACCGUCACCUAUUCUGUCGGAUGCAAGGGAACCGAUGCGGCGAAACGGAGCUGAACCCGGUCAGAUAACAGCGUCUCGCGGUCUGUCCGGCAAUCCUAAACCCAUACCGCUUACGGCACCAACUUUUGACAAAUUCUUGGCAAAGAAGCAUCCUUUGACAUUUCUUGUUGCCGAGGACAACAAAAUCAAUCGUCGAAUACUGGUUAACAUGCUGGCAAAACUCGGCUACCACGACGUUUAUGAAGCGUUUGAUGGAAAAGAGGCAGUACGUAUCAUGAGUGAGGUUUUAUCAAGUCAUUCUUCCCCUAGUCCCGUGGCCACAACCCCAACUUCUUCAACCCGUUCUAGGAGUAACUCAGACAUUACUCUCGACACAGCGCCGCUGAGCCUACCCGAAAGCACUAAUACGCUCCCUGGCGAUUCCCUGAACCCAACCCAAACGCAAACUCCGCCCGAUUCCGACCCUGAAUCUGACAAAACUCCGCCUUCCACCAAACAACACAAACUAAUUGAUCUUGUCCUCAUGGAUCUCUGGAUGCCUGACAUGGACGGCUAUGAAGCGACGGAAAAGAUCUUUGCGCUUGUCGAGGAGCAUCGCGAACGCAUUGCCAAAGCCGGUGCCAGCACAGACGGUAAUCUAGAGGGGCUAAGGCCCGCUUCUCACACGUCCCCGACUGUAUUCGCAGUCAGUGCGGACGUGACAGACGAAGCUCUGGAGCGGGUUACGAGGGUUGGUAUGGCUGGUUACAUGACAAAACCCUACAAGUUGAAGGAUUUGGAAAAGUUGAUCGGGGUGUUUUGCUCUCAAAGGGAAAAAUAUAACAUCACUUAA
Messenger RNA from Uncinocarpus reesii 1704, 2955 nucleotides. RefSeq lists its product as uncharacterized. Lineage: Eukaryota; Fungi; Ascomycota; Eurotiomycetes; Onygenales; Onygenaceae. Gene Ontology annotation, biological process: protein autophosphorylation; phosphorelay signal transduction system. The record is from RefSeq and is a predicted model, not a curated record. Bases 1 to 2955 code for a protein of 984 amino acids. Gene Ontology annotation, molecular function: phosphorelay sensor kinase activity; histidine phosphotransfer kinase activity. The transcript is spliced from 2 exons.